CAGAGCAAUGUGUGAAACAGAAAAGCUCCAGAUAGUUUUUUCCCAAAAGGUAACCACGGAGGAGGGAAUUUAUUUUGAAGAGCUCAUGUAAAACUGUGGGAUGGCGGCAGUGCUGGAACCGUGACAUCAUCCUUCAUAUUGGGGCCAGAAGAAACAAUCAUUUGCAGUUUGAGAAAGUCUGCUUUUCAUUUACAGUCAGCGAGGCGGCCUUGAUUGUAACGGGGGAGACAAUCCAGUUUUCAGCUUUAUCUUCCACCACAAGGCAGCUUAGCUGUCCCUUACUAGACACUCUGAAACUGGAUUUUUUAAAAAAGUUAGCAUUCCCAUUUCCAGCUUCCUCUAGUUUGCUGUGAAGAAAAGCAUCAAGGGAAGAACAGAGAAGUUGAAUAAAAUGAAGAUAUGAAUUCAGAAUGCAAAUAAUAACAGACAUAAGAUCCUGGAAUUCCUAACUUAAGAUUUACUCAGGGAUAAAAACAAAAACAAAAAAACCUGGUGCUUUGAGAAAGGAACCAGCCCACCAACCAAAGAAAAUGAGGAAACACCGGCAUUUGCCCUUUGUAGCAAUCAUUUGUCUUAUACUCUCAGGCUAUCACGUGACUCAGGCCCAGCAGCAAGAAAAUGUCAAAGUCGGUCCUGCUGCUGAUAUAAUAUUUCUAGUGGAUUCCUCUUGGAGCAUUGGAAAGGAACAUUUCCAACUUGUUCGGGAGUUUCUGUAUGAUGUUGUAAAACAAUUAGAUGUGGGUGGAAAUGAUUUACGGUUUGGUCUGGUCCAGUUCAGCGGAAACCCACAUACAGAGUUCCAGUUAAACACAUACCAUGCCAUGCAAGAUGUCCUCUCCCAUAUUGCACACAUGCCCUAUAUGGGGGGAGGAACCAAGACUGGACAAGGAUUAGAGUUCCUCAUUCGGAACCACCUAACUCAAGCUGCUGGAAGCAGAGUGAGUGACGGCACUCCACAGGUUAUCAUAGUGUUAACGGAUGGACGCUCCCAAGAUGAUGUGGCUCUGCCAUCAUCUGUUCUUAAAUCUGCUGAUGUAAACAUGUUUGCCAUUGGAGUGCAGGAUGCAGUGGAAGGGGAAUUAAAGGAAAUAGCAAGUGAACCCCUUGAUAUGCACCUAUUCCGCCUAGAGAACUUUACUGCUCUCCACGGCAUUGUAGGAGAUUUAGUUGCGAGUAUUCGCUCAUCCAUGACUCCAGACAUGGCUGGAGCCAAAGGAGUCAUUAAAGACAUCACAGCGCAAGAAUCUGCUGACAUUGUUUUCCUUAUUGAUGGAUCAAACAACAUCGGCGCUGUCACUUUCUCAGCCGUUCGUGAUUUCGUUGCAAAUUUAAUUGAAAGACUCUCAGUUGGAGCUGAGCUCGUACGCAUUGGGGUGGUAACAUAUAGUGAUCAACCCAGAACUGCAUUCUUCUUGAACAGCUACUCCCAAAAAGCCGAUGUUCUAGAUGCAGUGAAAUCCCUUAGCAUUCUUGGUGGUGAGGCAGCUAAUAUUGGGGAAGCUCUUGAGUUUGUGGUGCAAAACCACUUUACCCGCUCAGGAGGCAGCAGGAUAGAAGAACGUGUCCCACAGAUUUUAGUACUAAUAAGUGGCAGUGAAUCUAGUGAUGAUAUUAGGGAAGGGGUUUUAGCCAUGAAGCAAGCUAGCAUAUUCUCCUUUAGCAUUGGGUUCCAAAAUGCAGACAAUGUUGAGCUUCAGCAAAUUGCUACUGAUGGAAGCUUCGCAUUUACUGUCCUGGAUACACGUAACCUUGGCGAACUUCAAGAACUCUUACUACCAAACAUUGUUGGAGUGGCCCAAAGACUCAUUUUGUUAGAUGCUCCAACCAUUCUUACAGAAGUUGUUGAAGUCAAUAGGAAGGACAUAGUCUUCCUGGUAGAUGGAACAACAGCCUUGGGAAAUGCCCCCUUUAAUGCUAUUCGUGAUUUCAUUGCCAAAAUCAUCAACAGACUGGAAAUUGGACCAGACCUCAUCCAAGUUGCGGUGGCACAAUAUGCAGAUACUGUAAGACCGGAAUUCUAUUUCAAUACCUUCCAGACAAAAAAAGAUGUCCUUAGCAGUGUUAGGAAAAUAAAGCCAGUUGGCGGUCCAACACUUGAUACAGGUUCCGCACUGAGGUAUGUGAAAAAUAAUUUGUUCACCAGUGCUGUUGGAAGCAGGAUCAGUGAAGGUGUGCUGCCCAUGUUGGUCCUUAUUACUGGUGGUAAGUCCAGAGAUGAUGUUCUCCAACCAGCAUUAGAAGUGAAAAGCAGCGGCAUCGUAGUCCUUGCUGUGGGAGCCCGAAAUGCUGAUCGUGCUGAACUAGAACAGAUUGCUUAUGAACCGAGCCUGGUCUUCAGUCCCACUGAGUUCCGCACAGUUGCACUAACAGCUAUUCUUCCUGACGUUAUAACACCCAUAAGGACACUUUCUGGAACUGUUGUGGAAACGACACCAAUAGAAGUUCUGGUAAACAAAAGAGAUAUCAUCUUUCUUUUGGAUGGAUCAGCCAACGUUGGAAAUGCCAACUUCCCAUAUGUCCGUGACUUUGUUGUGAACCUAGUAAACUCUCUUGAUGUGGGAAUUGAUGAUAUACGAAUUGGCCUAGUGCAAUUUAGUGAAAACCCAAAAACUGAAUUCUUUUUAAACAGUUUCCUAACCAAGGCAGAUGUACUUGCUCAUCUGAGGCAGUUGAGACUCCAAGGGGGGUCAGUUCUGAAUACUGGCUCUGCACUCGACUUUGUUCUUUCAAAUCACUUCACUGAAACCGGUGGGAGCAGAAUAGCUGAAAAUGUUCCUCAGGUGCUAGUCCUCCUUGCAGCAGGGCCAUCUGUCGAUUCAUUCCAACAGGCAGCCAAUGCUUUAGCUCGUGCAGGCAUCCUGACCUUUUGCAUUGGUGUUAGAAAUGCAGAUCUGACAGAACUUCAGCAGAUUGCAUUUAAUCCGCAAAUAGUAUAUUUUAAGGAUGAAUUCAGUGCUCUGGCAGAUUUACCACAAGGACUGAUUACACCACUGACAACGUAUGUUAGUGGUGAGGUGGAAGAAGUUAUAAUCACGUCAGCAGAAAACAAGAUUGAUAUCUUAUUCUUAUUUGAUGGCUCAUCAAACCUUGUGGGUCAGUUUCCUACUGUUCGAGACUUUUUGCACCGAAUUAUUUCUGACCUAAACGUGGGGCCUGAUGCCAUACGUGUUGCUGUGGCACAGUUUAGUGACAAUGUGCAAGUUGAGUUCAACUUUCAAGACAUUCCAUCCAAGCAAGAAAUCCUUCAGAAAGUGAAACGGAUGAAGAUAAAAGGAGGAAGGAUACUCAACAUUGGUGCUGCACUAGAUUAUGCCAUGAAGGACCUCUUUGUGAGGCAUGCUGGGAGCAGGAUUGAAGAAGGAGUGCCCCAGUUCCUUGUCCUCCUUGCCGCUGGAAGAUCAAGUGACAGUGUGGCUGAGUCUGCUGAUGCUCUGAAACGAGCGGGUGUUGUUACUUUUGUUAUCAAAUCCAGGAUCGCAGAUCCCGUAGAAUUAGAAAGGAUUGUAUAUGCCCCUCAGUUCAUUUUAAGUGCUGACUCCCUUUCUAGAAUUGGAGACAUUCAACCUGAGAUAGUCAACCUUCUGAAAACCAUUCAGCUCAGACAACCAGUUGAUGACGCUCAGAAGAAGGAUGUGGUGUUUCUAGUAGAUGGUUCGGAUGGCACCAGACGUAGUUUCCCAGAGCUGAAGUCCUUUCUACAAAGAAUGAUUGAGAAUCUGGAUGUUGGCCCUGAUAAGGUUCGGGUUGCAUUGGCCCAGUACAGUAACACUGUCAACCUGGAGUUCCCUCUGAAUGAGUAUUCAGACAAGACUGAUGUGAUCAGGGCCAUCCAGAAAGUGUCUGCCAUGGGAGGCUUGCCAGUUAACACAGGAGCUGCCCUGAACUAUCUUCUUAGAAAUGUACUCACAAGCCAGGCUGGGAGCAGGAUGGAAUACGGUGUCCCACAGUUCAUUAUCCUGCUGACGGCUGAAAAGUCAAGAGAUGACGUCAGGAGGCCUGCCAUAGAUCUGAAGACCAGGGGCGCUGUGCCUUUUGGCAUUGGAUUUGGAAAUGCAGAUAUUACUGAGCUGAGGACAAUUUCCUUUGUUCCUGAUUUUGCGGUCCUUGUUUCUGGUGUCAGUGAACUGAGCACUGUACAGCAGCUCAUUUCAGAAAGGGUCACACGACUAAGCAAAGCAGAACUAGAAGCUUUGGCUCCAGGAUUACCUGAUCCACUCCCCAGCCCAGGAGAUGGAAAAAAAGAUGUGGUAUUCCUUAUUGAUGGCUCCCAAUUUGCAGCUCCUGAAUUCCCUUCUGUUCGUGAGUUUAUUGAAAGGCUUGUAAACAGUUUGAAUGUAGGUUCUGAUAACACUCGGAUAGCUGUAAUUCAGUUCAGUGAAGAUCCCAGGGUUGAAUUUCUGCUGAAUGCACACUCCACCAAGGAUGAGGUGCAAGCUGCAGUGAGAAGGCUAAGACCCAAAGGAGGAAGACAAGUGAACCUUGGUUCUGCCCUUGAGUAUGUAUCGAAGAAUAUCUUCACAAGGCCUUCAGGAAGUCGUAUAGAAGAGGGUGCACCACAGUUUUUGAUCCUUCUGUUUUCUCGCCAAUCUGAUGAUGAUGUAGAGGACCCAGUACUCCAAGUCAAACAAGUUGGUGUGGCUCCCCUUACUAUUGGAAAGAAUGUGGAUCCUGAGGAAAUGGUCAAAAUAGCUCUUAGUCCUGAGUAUGUAUUCCAGGUGUCAACCUAUCAGGAUCUUCCUAGCCUUGAACAGAAAUUAAUAGCCCCUAUUACAACUCUGACUACACAGCAGAUACAGAGGCUCAUUGGUGAUACAAGUCUCUCUCCAGAUAUUGAUAGUGAAGCAAAGGACAUUGUCUUCCUUAUCGACAGUUCUAACAAUGUCAGAGAGAAUGGCCUUGCUCACAUUCGAGACUUCAUUAUUCGGAUUGUCCAGCAGUUAGAUGUUAGACCAAGCAAAGUGAGAAUUGGUGUGGUCCAGUUCAGCAACGAUGUAUUCUCAGAGUUCUUCUUAAAAACCUACCCGACCAAGGAUGCUGUGUUGCAAGCCAUACGCCGCUUGCGGUACAGAGGUGGUGCUCCCUUGAAUGUUGGGAAAGCUCUGGAUUUUGUCAUGAAGAACCACUUUGUUAAAUCUGCAGGGAGCAGGCGAGAAGAUCAAGUUCCGCAGCAUUUAGUUCUCUUGCUUGGAGGGAGCUCCCAGGAUGACAUCGGAAGACCUGCCACUGUGCUGCAGACAUCUGGGAUUAAAAGCUUGGGCGUAGGGGCAAGAAAUGUAGACAGUGCGGAACUGCAAAGGAUAACCAACGAUCCCAGGACAGCAUUUAUUGUGAAAGAGUUUAACGAGCUUCCAGCCAUAGAGAGAAGGUUCUUUGCAUCAUUUGGAGAACCUCAAGAAUUACCAAUAGAACCAACUGAAACUCCUAUUGAUGGUAAGAAACAAGGAGAUGUUGUUUUUCUUUUGGAUGGCUCCAUCAACUUUGGAAAAGAUAAUUUUCAAGAAGUUGUUGAUUUUGUAUAUGGCAUAAUUGAUGCCAUUUAUGAAGAAGGCGACUCCAUUAAAGUUGGCAUAGCACAGUACAACUCAGAUGUGAAUGAUGAAUUCUUCCUGAAAGAUUUCACUGACAAAGAACAGAUCUUAGAUGCAGUGAAGAGAAUUGUAUACAAAGGAGGAAGAAUUGCAAAUACUGGAUCAGCCAUCAAGCACAUCCAAGCAAAGCACUUUGUAAAGGAAGCUGGGAGCAGGGUGGAUCAGAAGGUCCCUCAGAUUGCUUUUAUCAUAACAGGAGGCAAGCCAGAAGAUGAUGGGCAGGCAGCUGCUUUAGCAUUGGCACGGUCAGGUGUCAAAGUGUUUGCAGUUGGUGUGAAAAACAUUGACCUGAGUGAAGUUUCGAAACUCUCCAGUGACAGCACCACAGCUUUUAGGGCUGCAACUGCGCAGGAACUUUCAGAAUUGAACGAGGCGGUGUUGGUUACAUUGAACGAUGUAAUGAAGGAACAGUUGUGCCGAGGUGUGGGAGAAGUCUCAAGAGAUUGCAGUCUGGAUGUUAUACUUGGAUUCGAUGUCUCAGAUGUUGGACCUGGGCAAAAUAUAUUCACUGUACAGAGAGUGCUGGAGUCAAAGGUUGAAGACAUACUGAACAGGAUUACUCAAAUGCAGAAAAUUAGCUGUACACGCAACCAGGCACCUACUGUGCGUGUGGCCCUUCUGGCACAAACACCUUCUGGAGUUGUAGAAGCAUUUGACUUCUCUGAGUACCAACCAGAGUUGUUUGAAAAGUUCCAAGACUUGCGAAAUCGUGGCCCAUAUGUCCUAACUGCAGAGACUCUCAAAUCUUAUCAGAAUAAAUUCAGGACGUCUCCUGCUGGAAGUGUAAAGGUGGUGAUUCACUUAACUGAUGGCAUUGAUGGUGCCAGGGGGCAGCUAGCAGCGGCAUCUGCUGAUCUCAAGAGAGAAGGUGUCAAAGCUCUAAUUCUUGUUGGCUUAGAGCGAGUAGCAAACAUGGAGGAAGUGAUGCAACUGGAAUUUGGGCGUGGCUUCACUUAUAAUCGGCCUCUGCGAGUGAACCUGCUGGACUUAGAUUUUGAGCUGGCAGAGCAACUGGACAACAUUGCAGAGAAGGCGUGCUGUGGAGUCCCAUGCAAAUGUUCAGGGCAGCAGGGAGACAGAGGGUUGCCCGGCUCCUUUGGGCCAAAGGGAGUUCCAGGAGAAAAUGGCUACAGAGGUUAUCCAGGAGAUGAAGGUGGACCGGGUGAUCGUGGACCACCAGGGAUAAAUGGAACUCAAGGAUUCCAGGGUUGUCCUGGUGAAAGAGGAACUAAGGGAAGCCGUGGAUUUCCAGGGGAAAAGGGUGAAUUGGGGGAGAUUGGCCUCGAUGGAAUAGAUGGCGAAGAGGGAAACAGAGGCCUCCCAGGUUCUCCUGGUGAGAGAGGAAGCCAUGGCAGACGGGGAAGCAGAGGAAACAAAGGAGAAAGAGGAGAACGUGGGGACCAUGGACUACGAGGAGAUCCGGGUACCCCAGGAACUGAUAUGACCCAAAGAGGACCCAAAGGCCAAAAGGGUGAACUUGGACCAGUGGGAGAACCUGGAAGAGACGGACCAGCAGGUGCCCCAGGAGGGCCCGGAAGGAGUGGAGGACCUGGCAGGAGAGGACCUCUAGGAGUCAAAGGAAACAGAGGCACACCAGGUUUACCAGGAUCUGUGGGAGAACAGGGUGCAAGAGGACCACAGGGACCACCUGGCCCAGCUGGAGCUCCAGGUCUGCGAGGAGAGCAAGGCGUCCCUGGUCCAAGGGGUGGUGGAGGUCCACCUGGAUCCGCUGGGGAACGUGGCAGGGUUGGUCCCCUUGGUAAAAAGGGAGAACCUGGUGAUUCCGGUCCAAAGGGGCCUGAUGGGCCUCCUGGGCCCCGAGGAGAGACGGGAGAUGAUGGUCGAGAUGGUGUUGGAAGAGCAGGAAUUAAAGGCAGAAGGGGAGAACCCGGCUUCCCAGGAUAUCCAGGACCUAGGGGGGCACCUGGAGAUCGUGGUGGCAGUGGUGAGCCAGGUCCAAAAGGAAGCAGAGGUCACAGGGGGAGGGCAGGAGAUCCUGGUUCAGCAGGUCAAAAAGGAGAAAGAGGUUUUCCAGGAUCAGCUGGAUUGAAGGGUAACAAAGGAGAAUCCAGAGAUCAAUGUGCACUUGUGCGCAACAUCAAAGAUAAAUGCCCUUGCUGUUAUGGUCCAAGAGAAUGCCCAGUUUACCCGACAGAACUGGCCUUCGCUCUAGAUACUGCUGCUGGUGGAAGUUCGGAGGCUUUCAACAGAAUGAAACAAGCAGUUCUGAACAUUGUUAAUAAUCUCACAAUUGCUGAGAGCAACUGCCCAAGGGGUGCCCGAGUUGCUCUAGUUACAUAUAACAGUGAAGUCACAACUGAGAUCCGUUUUGCUGAUUCCCGAAGAAAGAAACAUCUUGUGAAACAGAUUCAGGACCUCCAAAUUGCACAGACAUCAAAACAGAGGAGCUUAGAUACAGCCAUGUCCUUUGUGGCCAGGAAUACCUUCAAACGUGCACGCAGUGGGUUCCUCAUGAGGAAGGUGGCUGUUUUCUUCAGUAAUGGACCAACAAGAGCAUCUCCACAACUAAACGAGGCUGUACUAAAACUUUACGAUGCAGGGGUUGUGCCUGUGUUCCUUACAAGCAGAGAGGACAGGGCUCUCAUAAAUGCACUGCAGAUCAACAACACUGUAGGUGGCCAGGCUGUCACAUUUGCUGGUGGUGCACAACAACAGGCUGAAACUAUUAGAAGAGUACUGAUGUGCCAUAUUUGUUUAGAUGUGUGUGACCCUGACCCUAUCUGUGGUGCUCCAAGGACCAAACGGGCAGCCAUUACGGAUGUUGACAUUGAUAUAGCUUUCAUUUUGGAUAGCUCUGAGACCACUGAUCACCUGCAAUUCAGAGACAUGAAGAACUACAUUUCUUAUAUUGUAAACCAGCUGGAAAUUAGCUCUAACCCCAAGGUAUCUCAGCACCAUGCCCGGGUAGCCAUAGUUCAGCAUGCUCCCUAUGACUUUGAGUCAAAUUCAAGUACCUCUCCUGUUAGACUCGAGUUGUCACUGACAGAUUACAGCUCCAAAGACAAGCUGAUGGAUUUCAUUAAGGAUGGGAUGACACAGCUUCAUGGUACACGGGCUAUGGCAAGCGCAAUAGAGUAUACAGUAAGAGACAUUUUUGAGAGUUCACCAAAUGCCAGAGAUCUCAAAGUCAUUGUCUUGAUGAUGACAGGAGAAGUUAAGAAUAGAGAACUUGAACACCUUCAGAAAGUUAUUACAGAAGCUAAAUGUAAAGGAUACUUUUUUGUCAUAUUGGCCAUUGGCAGAAAAGUGAAUAUCAAGAAUAUCUACAGUUUGGCAAGUGAGCCUAAUGAUGUCUUCUUCAAAUAUGUUGAUAAGCCAUCUGAGCUCCACGAAGAGCCUUUGCUACGCUUUGGAAACCUCUUGCCAUCAUUUAUCAGCAGUGAAAAUGCCUUUUACCUGUCUCCAGACAUGCGAAAACAAUGUGAUUCAUUCCAGCAUGAUCAGCCAGUAACAAAGUUUGGCCAAAAACAAGUAAACAUACCAAAUAACGUUACCACCACGCCUAUAUUACCACCACAUGCAACAGAAAAACUGGAAGAAGUUAAGCAGAUUGGAGAAAUCCAAAUAACUAAUAUCACAGAAAACAGUGUGAAACUACACUGGGUGAAUCCUGAGCCUCAACAUGCCUACGUCUACGACAUCACAAUCACAUCAGCACACGACCACUCUUUAAUUCUGAGACUUAAUGUAACUGGUACUGAACGGGUCAUUGGAGGUCUUGGGAGUGGGCAGAAGUAUCAUGUUGUUGUCACAGGCUACCAUGAUGCACAGGCCAAAGCAAGCUACAAAGGAACAUUUAGCACAAAGAGCAUGCCUGUCCCCAAGCCGCCUUCAGCAGUAGCCAAUUUGAUGAUGAACACUGAGCCAUUGGAAAAACCUGAAAUAGAUCCUUGCUUGCUGGACCUUGACAUGGGCACACAGUGCAAGGAAUAUCAGGUUAAGUGGUUCUUUGACUACAAAAACAAGAUCUGCACCCAGGUUUGGUAUGGUGGGUGUGGUGGUAACGCCAAUAGAUUUGAGACAGAAGCUGACUGCAUUAGCAGAUGCUUGAAGCCAUCAGACGAGAGAGUCAUGCAGCUGCCUGUCCCUGAGACAAGUCACUUGUCAGGACAAGAAGGGCCCAAGAAGAAGCUACCCAGAAGGAAAUUGAAAAGGAGAGCAAAAAAGGUAGUGAGAGCAGAGAAAGCACUAUUUGGCCAAGAGCUUUGGAAAAAGAGCUGUGGGGGGAACCACAACUUCCAAAAUCCUGCUUCGAGCUCCUGCCACCAUAAAAGAAAAAAACCAGGAACAGAAUAUGAUGUCCCUCUCAAAAAGGGAGAGAGAGAGAGAGAGAGCUCAUACAGUACAUUGAAAAAGGAAGGUGAUUAUUCCUCAGAAGUGGUGAUGUUUGUUUUCCUAACACUCGACAGUACAGUAGGUUCCACUCUAGGUUUCAGCAUCCUCUUUAGACUCUGGUGGCCUGGUACAAAGCUGCUGUUGCCCUGUCUUACUUACAAAUGUCCAGUGUAGUUAAAAGUAGAGUACCCUUUGCAGAGAUUCCACGGCUCUCCAAAACUGGGGAAGGAAAAACAAAGUCCAUGGAAAUUAAGGGAUGUAUUUCAUGAUGAAGACCAUCUCAAUUAUAAUCAUUCAGUAGUUUUGGAGGCAAGCCUUCACAGCUAGGGAUGGGAGCAGGGGCUGAUGCUGGUGACAGAUAUGUAUUCUGUGGUCCCCGCAGUGCUGUGGUGAAAUGAGCCAUCCAUAAGCAUACAGUAUUGCCUUAUGAAAAUUAAAUCAAAGGUCAAAACAAAGUGUUAAAGGGCUGCCAGCUGAUAAGCAUCAAUGAGAAUGUCAGCCUUAUGCACUAGGAAAUCUGCUAGGAGCUUCUUAGGGGCUGACUGUAACCGAUUUCCCCUCCAAAGAAGGAGAAAAUGUGCUGAAAUAAAUAAAAAAAACACCUAUCUGCUGGAUAAUCAAGUUCCUUAAGAAGAGCAGACAUUGUACAGUAGUCUAACAUUUAUCUUUGCAUGACUGAACUCUCAGAAAUAAAAUUUCAUUUUUCAGUGUCAGUAGAUCAGUUACUUUUUAAAAGUAAAUAUUGUAAAAAUCUUCAUUUUAGAGGCCAGUUCUCAGUAUCCUUUCUAAUAUGGUUACAAAUACUAAAGUUGAACGUAAGGACAUGUUCUGUCAAAGGCAAACUCUUCUUCCAGCAGCAGCUUUCUAGAUUUUUAACAUGACAGCAUUCUUAAAUGUCCUACUCUUCACAUUCACCUUAAGUGAGAAUCAGUCCUCAGAUUACAUGUGCUGACACUAGCGGACUUCAGAUCCUCCCUAGUCCAUAUUUAUUUGCAUAACUUUGUGUACAUUAAAUGAAUAACAAGUCACAAGGCUGUUAGCAUUCUUUUAAAAGAAUAAUGAAUUCAAAGUACAUUUCCCUGGUUUCUUAUCAAUAACAUAUUUUCUGCAAUUCUACCAAAACUUAAUAUAUUGUACAUAAUAUUAUCUAUAUUAAUGCCAAGUACUUAUUGACUCCCCCCCACCGGAGGGGCUUUUCUUGUGCAUAUUAGCACAUCAAGCAUCUGUCUUCUAAAGGUGUAUUUCACAUUAACAGAAAAGCACUGCUUUAGAUAGAAUAUCUGACUUCACCGUAUCCUAGACCUUGCUGGUUUAUGUUGUGUGCUUUUUUGGUUUGGUUUGGUUUUUGUUUGAUAUGGGUAUGAGAAAAGAUGUAUAAUUCCUGGCUUCCAGACUGUUCUACUAAUCAAAAUAGAAAAUAGAAAACAUAUACAGUGGUGCCUUGCAAGAUGAAUGCC
Molecule: messenger RNA, 11401 nt
Organism: Pogona vitticeps (central bearded dragon)
Lineage: Eukaryota; Metazoa; Chordata; Lepidosauria; Squamata; Agamidae
Source: RefSeq, a predicted model, not a curated record